GGUCAGAAAUGAGCUGGGGUCAGAAAGUGAGUGAACACCUGUAGCUUAGAGUUUACCUUGGAACGCUUUUGCAGGAGAUUGAAUAGGCGAGCGUUCCGUGUAGCCAGUGAUCGGUCCUGAGCGGAGGGUGGUAUGGUUGUGGACGUGGGCCAAGGCUGGAAUUUGAGCCACAUUGAUAGCACUCACUCCAAUCUGAGCGCCCAUAAUGUUCAGGAUACUUUGUUACAGUACCCGGCCGGACUGAGUCGCACUGGACACACGUUAGUCGCAGUGUGUCUCGGGUUUAUUUUUGUUCUCGGCAUCCUCAACAAUUUUCUCGUUCUCGUUGUAUUUGCAAAGUUUCAGUGUCUCUGGACGCCGAUCAACUUGAUCCUGUUGAACAUCAGCGUCAGCGACAUCCUGGUGUGCCUUUUUGGGACUCCCUUUAGUUUUGCCGCCAGCAUCCAUGGAAGGUGGAUGAUCGGAGACCCGGGGUGCAGGUGGUACGGGUUCGCCAACUCCCUCUUCGGCAUCGUGUCCCUGGUGUCCCUGUCCGUGCUGUCCUACGAGCGCUACAGCCACGUGCUGCGCUGCGCCCAGGCCGACGUGUCCGACUUCAGGAAGGCCUGGCUGUGCGUGGGCGCCUCCUGGGUCUACUCCCUGCUCUGGACCCUGCCUCCCCUCCUGGGCUGGAGCAGCUACGGCCCCGAGGGCGUUGGCACCUCCUGCUCCGUCCAGUGGCAUGUGCGCUCGGCCUCCAGCGUCUCCUACGUGCUGUGUCUGUUCGUCUUCUGCCUGCUGCUGCCCCUGCUGCUCAUGGUCUACUGCUACGGACGCAUCCUCCUCGCCAUCAGAGGGGUGGGGAAGGUCAACCUGCUGGCGGCCCAGCGGCGGGAGCAGCGCGUCCUGCUGAUGGUGCUGUCCAUGGUGGCCGCCUACCUGCUGUGCUGGAUGCCCUACGGCGUGGUGGCCCUGGUGGGCGCCUUCGGCCCCGGCGGCGCCGUCACCCCCCUGGCCGGCACCCUGCCCGCCGUGCUGGCCAAGCUCAGCACCGUGGUCAACCCCGUGAUCUACGUCUUCUUCAACAGCCAGUUUAACGCGUGCUUCGUAGCCUUCAUAAAGUGUAGCCCCCCACCCCGCGCCUUCACCACCCAUCAGGGCAGCAGACCCCAACACCGCACAUCAGGCUCCCGGCACUCCCACAAUUCACCUGUCUUCCGGAGCGCCUUGCCCACCUCCCCGCUACCUUACUCCUGCCGGAGCCCCGAGUUCACCUCCUACUGCGUCGCCCCGAAGGAGGGGGAGCUCAUGCAUGAUCUCGCUGUCCACUACAAUCAUUGAAGGCUGCGGGGGGGUUGGGUGUCUAUGACGUACCUGCAGUGGGUGAACAAACGCAUGUGCUCCUUCGGUACGUGAAACGUCCAAUUUUUUUUUUGCCACUCGUUUUGCCAAUUUGCUACAGAACAAGGAACUAAUGCUCUGUGGGCAAUGUGUCGAUGGAGCCACCAGCCUGUGAUUAUUGACUUAUUCCAGAUCAACGUGAGAAGAGUCCAGAUACAGAGGAAUCCCGCUUGAUCCUAUAUGCUGUGAUUAUUAGGAAAACUUCAGCACAUACUAAUGUAGUGCCGGACAACUAAAUCUUUUUUUAGGUUGUCAUUUAUUUGUAUGUUUUAUUUCAUUUCAGUUUGGAGGAGGCUUGAAAAGUGGUUCUGAAUGUAUUGGAUGCUCGAUUAGAAAUCAUUAUUUGCUGCUUGAUACUUUUGGUAUUGGUCCUAUGGCUCGAGCUCUGGAAUUUUCCAGAUUGGAAAGUAAUGAGAUCAAAUGAGGUCACUUGACAGUACGUGCUGUGUGUGUAUCUAUGGGUGUUACUCAUCAUACAAAAUGUUUUUUCCAAGCAGCCAAUUCCAAGACCAUUACGGGUGGUCAAUGACCAUAUUUCUACAACUAGAGGAGGCAUUCUGUCUCCACCACAUCCCCAUGAAUAAUAGAUGGGCAGAUAUAGUGUGUAUUUACCUCAUGUAACAAGUACCCUUACAUUGGAGUUGUGCGUCAUUGAUGUGUGCAAGUGAGCGAGUGGACCCAAAUGCUAGACACAGAGUGAGGCUGACAAUAAAAGUGUCUUAACUGACAAUCAACAGAUAUGUAAAGGCGGGACGGCAACAGGAGGGUAGUCAGACAGGCGAGUGUUCGGCAGCAUGUCAAGCGUGAAACAUCGAUCUAGCAAUGAUCGUCUGGAGAACCGAGGUUGAAACACUGGGUCUUCAUUGAUGACUGAGGACAGGUGUCUAGAGUGCAGGAGAUGAAUGAAUAGACUGGCCCCACUAGGUGGCAGAAUUGGUCGGCGUGACAGUCAAGCUCUUCGCCACAGUACAUUAUCAGCUCCAUCCAGUAGUUAGGAGCAAAAUAUAUGAACCCUAAAAUAAAACAGUUUAGAAUAUAAUAAAUACACAGCCAACUUAAAAAUGUUUUGCGAGCUUAGAGUCGUGUCAGUGUGCAAGGGCUUUAGUUAUGAGCGCAAGGUCCUUAAGUGUGCAAGUCUUAGUCAGGGUGCAAGUCAGAGUAUAGGGAGGGGCUGCCAGUUCAGUGAUUGGAAUCAUAUAAACUGUAUCCAUGUUUCCUACUGUCCAGCAGGUGAUAUAAGGGUCUGCAUGUAAAUACCAUACAUUCAUGGUAAAUACCUAUUCAUUAAUACGACUUUGUCGUAAUUUUUUCCACUGAAAUUAAUGUGAACUCAAAAUGACUAAUGAUUACUGUGAUUUCCAUUGAAGCAUUAGUCAUUGGUUAUAUUUAUUUGAAUAAGUCAAAAUAUUCUUUGAAUA
Gadus morhua (Atlantic cod) is the source of this 2798-nucleotide messenger RNA. It is a transcript of the gene tmtops3a, whose product is annotated as teleost multiple tissue opsin 3a. Bases 133 to 1320 code for a protein of 395 amino acids. The transcript is spliced from 4 exons. Gene Ontology annotation, molecular function: G protein-coupled receptor activity. The record is from RefSeq and is a predicted model, not a curated record. NCBI's taxonomy places the organism in Eukaryota, Metazoa, Chordata, Actinopteri, Gadiformes, Gadidae. Gene Ontology annotation, biological process: visual perception; G protein-coupled receptor signaling pathway. Gene Ontology annotation, cellular component: membrane.